This is a messenger RNA of Pseudocercospora fijiensis CIRAD86, 739 nucleotides long. RefSeq lists its product as uncharacterized. The record is from RefSeq and is a predicted model, not a curated record. Lineage: Eukaryota; Fungi; Ascomycota; Dothideomycetes; Mycosphaerellales; Mycosphaerellaceae. Bases 251 to 427 code for a protein of 58 amino acids. The transcript has 3 exons.
GGCGUUGGUGGAAUGAAUGCCCCUCUAUGACGCUGACGUAUAGUUGACGCCAAAGGUAUCCAUCGUGCUUGCUGAUCAUCUCCCCGCUCAGACGGAACGAAAACAGACCACCGCAGAGCUGCAGCAGAUCAGAUCGGGAGGCUGAGGCAGGAGCCGCAUCUGAGAUGCUGGACUGAACUCCGGUGCCUACCAUUGGCAGCGACGCCCAAAAGACGGCAGUGACAAUUACCUCCUAUGUCCACGGCCACGAAUGCCGGUCUCCAGCUUUUGCGGGAAUCGCUCGGCCUUCCUCUCGUUUGGCAAAGAAAUGCGUCGACACAUUGAACUGAUCCGCGUCGUGGAAGAUCGCGCCAUUUACCUGAAAUGUCUUGCAUCUGUGCUCCACUUCGGGCCGGGCAACGCAAGCUUGUUGAAGGCGUUUCUGUGACUCCGCGUACUGCUCGAGAAUUGCUGUUCAUCGAUUGUUGGGCGCAUUGAGACCCGCUAGUCGAUUUUGAGCGACCCGUAUAUCCUAUGUACAAACACCCAGCAGGCGAAGAAGCCGAUGGAGCCACUAAGCAGGAACCACAGGAAACUCAGCAAUAUUGAGUACCCCAGAAAUAGUAGUCCUCCGGUGAAGCUGCUGAAGCUGAGCAUCCUGGCCCAGUACAGAAGGCUGUAGGCGAAUACGUAUCCGGCACUAGAUCCACUGCUUGCGAAGGCUCUCCAUUGCCAGUGGUAAUUCUCGGAGCAGAGCAGG